Molecule: messenger RNA, 8415 nt
Organism: Spodoptera littoralis (African cotton leafworm)
Lineage: Eukaryota; Metazoa; Arthropoda; Insecta; Lepidoptera; Noctuidae
Source: the annotation of a GenBank genome assembly
AUGGAUGAUCCCCACCAGAUUCCUCCAAAUACAUCUGAAAUAAAGAACAUACUUCCGGAUGUCGUGCAUUCACAACAGAUACCCACCGUAGGAAGUGUUACAAACGACACAGAGACAGAUAUACAACCCACCGAAACCACUGAAGAAAACACAAUUUCACAUGAUGGCCAAGAAAGCAAGACUGAGUCUAUAUCAGAACAUAUUCCCUCCAAAAUUGAGUACUCUACAGAUUCUGACCAUGCAAGUAGAACACAGGACCUUCUCAGAGUUGAGCCCGAGCAAGACAAGGUUGCUAAAAAUAGUUCCUUGAACUUCCCUGUACCACACUCACCUGUUAGUGACAACCCAAGUACUCAAGAUCCCAGCAAAGUAAGUUUAUCCUUGCCAUUAGAUGUUAAUGCUGUAUCUGAUAUCCAUCUUUUGAGUGAAGAAAGUCCUGUUAAUUUGGCAUUAUCAUCAGAUUUAUCUAAAGAUACUCAUGACAAAUCACAGAUGUCCGAUCAAAAUGUGCCAUUAAGUAAACAUGAUACGCCAAACCUAUCUCCUAGAAGUGACAAGUAUCUUGACUCUCUAAAUGAGGAAUCUAGCUACAAAUCGGAUGUAUCUGAACAUGAUUCUGCUGAUGUUUCUGAUAAAAUAGAUUCACCUGAGAAAGUGAGUUCAGGAUCUGAGGAGAUAAUAAAACUUGAUAUUAGAGGUCAGGGGGUCCCAAAAUUUCCCUUCCCAGCUGCUAAAAUCAUAUUUGGACCACCACCUGAAGGAGGGACCGUUAUAGAUUCUAAUGUUGAACCCAUUCCUGUAUUCCCAAACUUGUUAUCUCCAUUCCUUGUUGGUGCGGGGGAUAGUCUCAAAGUUGAAGAGGUGUUUGAUGACCAAGGAGCAUCUAAAGAGCCAUCACCUGAUAAGUCUCUACAUCUAUCACCGGAGAAGGAAAGUUUGUCAAGUGAUAAAACAUUACCAUUGUCUGCUGAACAAGUGAGUCUUUCCACUGACAACUCGUUACAGAUGUCACCAGACAAACAAAGUCUAUCAAGUGAUAAAAUUGAGGCUGACUUGCUUGUGGAAGAGAUUACUGUUGAAGAUGAAUUGAAAGAAAAGGUCUAUGAUAAACCAGAGGAGAGUUCUAUGCCAAAAUCAAUGCUUCCGGAAGAGACAAUAUCUUUUAGUACAAUGACAGAUUAUAAGACAAUAUGUGAAGAAUAUCAUGUGAAGCUUGUGCACUUGGAAGACGCUAUAACGCAGCGUGACGAAUUAAUUGAAGAACUGACCAUCUCAUUACAGCGUUCGGUUCGCGAACGAGAUGACCUUAGACAUGAGAAUGAACACUUGACUAAUGAAGUGCAGAAUCUGCAGCACAUUGUUGGGGAGAGAUCGCACUCAGAACAUGACACAGUUAAAGCUCAACUUUCAGACUUUAUUAAAUACCAGAGCUUGCUUAAAGAUGACAGCACCAAGUUCUACUCAGCUGUCAUGAGUGGAGGAUCCUCAUUACAGAGUUCUAAUGGGGAAAAAGAUAUGGAUAGGGAAGAAAUAGUAAUUAAUUAUUCAAAGUCUGAUUUGCGUAUGUCGGACGCGUCGGAUGAAUUCCAGACUGGUUUCGAGGAGAAAUUGACAACGAUAAUAAAUAAGUUUGAUAGUUAUAUAGAGGAAAAUUUGAGGAAUAAGCUAAGGGAGAGUCUGAUACAAGUACUGUGUGAUGAAAUAGGUAAGAUGAGGAUAGAAAAUGAUACUGAAAUCAAGGAGUUGGAAGCUCAACUGCAGAGCGACAAGCAAGCUUACACGGUAGAGACGCGGCGACUGAGGGAAUUGCUAGCCUCGGUGAAGGCUGGUAAUGCAGAUAUUGAGGCACUGAGGCAAGAGUUGGACAUCAAACAUGAGAAAGAAAUGGAGAACUUGAGGACUUAUUUCGAAAAGAAAUGUUCUGAUAUGGAAAGAAGCUACUCGGAGGAAGUGUGGCGCGACAAGGCGUGUGUGUCGCCGUGUGGGUCGGCGACGUCUCUGGACGCGCCCACCGACGCCGCCGGCGACCACGCACGGCGCCGCACGCGCAGUGCACUGCUUACCUCACUCAGCUUAGAGUCGACUCAACUGGAGCAGUCGUUGAAGCAUUUAAGCAAGAAGUAUGAACAGCAGAUAGACGAGAUGAAGGCGGAGCACGUCGCUUACGUCAACGAGCUGCAAGCUACGCACAGGGAGGCUAUCGCGUCGCUGGACGAACAGAUUACCCAACUGAAAGCUCACAUACAAACAGCGGAGAACACGGAGACGAACGUGUCUCUGUACCAGCAGGACAUUGACCUCGAGCUGGAGAAGAAGAUGGAGGUGCAACUGGAAGCCAGGCUCGAUGAGGUCAGGGAUCAGGUCAGGCAGGAGGUCGUCAACCAUCUACAGGAGCAGCUACAGGUUCUACUCUCCGACCCUGAUGCUGAGGUGUCGAGCUGGCCGUUGGAACUGGUGGCGUUGAGAGACAAAAUACAUGGAGAGACCGCCAAGUCGCAUGCUGAGAAGGAGUGUUCAAGUCUUCGCGACGAGUUAUCCGUCGGCGAAGACAAGUGGAAACAGCGUCGUAACCUCAGCUUCGACCAGAAUAGACAGCUGGAGGAAGUUACCAGAGAAAGGGAUGACCUAAAGCGCGUGGCAGUGAGCCUGCACCGCGUGGUUGGUCAGCUCGUGGCGUACUGCGCCAGCGCAGAGGACGAACUCAACCGCACUGUACUGGCACAGCUACUCGCUCGGUUAAUACCAGGGGAGAACGACACGUUCAUAGAAGAGGAGUCUCGGCCGACGACACCGAACCUGUCCACCGAACUGAACCAGAGCUUGGUGUCUCGGAGCGGGAAGCACGUGCACUUUGCGCCUGAUCUCAACGCCUUACUCACUGAUUUAGAUGAGGAGGGUAUAGUGAAUUUCCUGCAACAGCAGCGUGAUCUCAGUGCGGAUAUCAAGAAGGAGUUAGAAAGCUCUUUGCGGAGAUUGAGACAUGAAGCGCAUUCUCUGCUCGAUUUAUCUGCUAAACUUGCUCCUAGAAUCCGUCGAGACACUGGUAACAUGCUGGAGUCGAGUAUACAGAUCACAGAGCUAGUUCAGGAACUUGAUACCAAACAGAAUUGUGACAACUGUGAGUUGCAUCGAAAGAACAUGGAGGAAGCGAUGGCAGAGUGUCUCCAACGCGAAAACUUGCUUCGCUCCGACCUGGAAGCCGCCAUGAUCAAGAUCGCGCAGCUUAUGACCAGCGGGGACGUUAUCGCUGAAGGGUACGGCACGGGUCCCCAGCCGGGCUCGGGCCCGUGCCGCGCGCGUCCGCAAGUAUCGUCCCAGUCGCUGGACGGCAGCAGCUCCCCGCGCCUGCAGCGACUGGCGCACGACCUCGACUCGCUGCAGCGGGAGCGGGACGACCUCGUGCAACAGCUUGAGGCAGCGAACCGCCAGCUUCGUUCGACGCGCCAGUUCGUGGAGGAGCAGGCGGCGGAGAGGGAGGCCGAGCGGGACGACUGGGCGCGCCGCGAGCGGGACCUCCGGGACGACGCCGCCCGCCUCACGGCCCGCCUGCAGAACAACGCCAGGAUCUUAAAUGAGGUGGAACAACUAGAAGCACAAACGCGAGAGAUGAACCAAAUUAUAUCAGAACUGGAAACUCGAAAGACAUCUACAGACAACGAACUCAAAGCCUCCGAAGAAAAAGUCUCCUUACUUCGAGAUAUCAUCGCUAACUUAGAAAGCCAAUUGGAACAAAAAACUACUCACGAAAAUGAAAUAUUAGAACAACUAGAAGAAAUGAAGAAUACUAUAGAAGAAAGAGAUAGCAAAAUGAGGACGUUGCUUGGUGAACUGGAGUCGCUAAAGAGUGAAAGAGUCGAACAUAGUGAUGUUGUUUGCGUCAAGUGUGGGCAGGAUGAAGCGAAGGCGGCGGAAUUGAUGGAGAGGGUCAAGGAACAGUGCCAGUACUUGGAAGAUAUGGUCCACCGUCGCACGCGCAAGAUGGAGCGCAUCCACGAGGUCUGCUCCACUAGCUGCAGUGAACCCAGUGAGGAUGUCUCACUCAGGGACCAGCGACAUAGGGACCUAGAGACGAAGUCCCCGGACGCGGACGCGACGCCCCGCGCGCCGUCAGUGUCGGAGCUGGCGGGCGUGUGGGAGUGCAUGCAGGCGCACGCGCGCGCCGAGGACGCCGUGCUCAAGCGGGUCGCUGACCUCGAGAUGCAGCGCGCGCAGCUCAAGGACAUUGCACAGGAGGUGCGCGCGGAACGCGAUGUCCUGCAGGCGCGUAUGUCGGAGCAGGCGCUGAAGAUCUCGUCCCUGUCGGCGCGCCUGCAGCAGCAGCGCAAUGACGCGGAGGCACUGUCCCACCAGGCCACCAGCCAACUCUCCGUGCAGCUACAUGACGCACUCGCUGAGGUUCAAAGGUUGAAGGAAGAGUUGGAGUCUAAAGAUAAACAACUAUUGCGAGUCAAGCAGACCUUGGAGGAGCGGGAGAAGCUUCAUGAUGAACAUCACUCCUUGUACGGAAACUCAUGUAAUCCAAAAGAUAAAGUGAUAAUAUUAGAACGCGAGCUUUCCACGGCUCAAUCGCGGAUAGGUCAGUUAGAGAGCCUCGCAAGGAGCUUGGAGAAGGACAAGGAACAACUGCACACAGCCAUCAGGGACCACCAGAGGGCGCUGGCAGAGAAAGAAGACCAAUUGCAAGAGUUACUCGCGCUAAAAUUGGACGAAGACAACCAAAAGGAGGAAAAUGGCGACGUAUUGGAAGGGAAAGCUUCCGCGCGAACUUUGAGUGACAUCGUGUCCAUAUCAGAGUUCGAUGAACAAGAUCUACAGAUGCGUCGCGCGGAGCUCAAGGGACACAACACUAGCAUCACUGGCGCUCACAUCGCAGACACCACGAAGGAAAGAACUCUCAACAGAACAUUACCACCUGAACUAGAGAAAGCCAACAUGAGCUCCCUCAACUUAGAAUACAUCGACCACUUCGACCUGCCUGGCUUCACUCCACGAGCUGACUCACUACCAGCUCACUUAACGUCCACACAGAACAAGGACCUACUCAAACAAUACAAGAGAAAUGUCAACGAAACUACAAUGUUUGGCAUUGAAAUGAAACAUGCUCAAAUCAUACAAGACAAUUGCUCAAUGUACCCCAAUAGAGACGCCAACGACAGUAAAGACUUGAGCGUCGAACCGAAGAAAAUUAACUUCUCCCUGGAAACUACCGACAAUAAAACGCAUAAUGACUUCACCUCGUUAGGCGAGUUAGGAAUAACGUUAGACGUUAAACAAGAAAACUUCCCAGACAUACUGACCCAAUUGAAACAUGAGAUUAAGAAAUCCAGGACAGAGUUAGAUAAUUGCAAGUCGGAACUGAAAAAUGCAGAAGAACAACUCUGUGAGUUCCCCGCUUUGAAGGAGGAGGUGGAAGAACUGAAAGGUCUUCUAGAAAACACCAUGGCCACUAUGGAGCAUGAUAAGAAAUUUUAUGAAAAUCAAUUAGACAAUUUCUCGUCAAACAAAAAGUUACUCGAGCAGAGACUUGGAGAACUGACGCAAGAAGUCAACGAUAAAUCUAAAGACUUGCAUUUACUUAAAGAAGAUAUUCUAAGGCGAGAAAAUAUGAUCCUAGAACUCGCCAAGGAAAAGCGUACCUUGACUAACAGAAUGACUGAAUUGGAAGUUAAGAUCGAUGAACUUCAGAGCAAGAACAACGCUUUAGAGAAAUAUGAAAAUGAUAAAGUAAAUGAACUGCAGAAGUUGCAGCAACUUGUUUCCGAGAAGAACCAACAGAUCGAUAGUUUGAAUCAACAUUUAGACAGGUUGGAUGACCUGCAAAGGUGCCUUAAUGACAAAACUGAAGAGUUAGACAACCUCAAGGAGGCAUUCGAAGAGAAAUCCAACGAAGUGUUCAACUUACAAGACACUGUAGACGCGUUACACCGAGACAUAUCAAAACUAAAUGAGGAGAAUGAUAAAUUGAACACUCACAACAAAGACUUAAAGUUGAAAUUGACAAAACUAGAGAAAGAACAGGAGAAUGCGUCCAUGAAACUACAGAGCAAUGAGAGUGAGCUAGCCAGAGUGAAUUCAUUGAACAACGAGUUGACAACGAAGAUAGAUGAACUGAAGCUGUUGACUGACAAGUUGAAGGACAAGGAAACGGAGAUAGAGAUACUACACGAAGACAUUAAUGCGUUCCAUGAGGAGAUCGCUUCGUUAAAGGAACAGCUGAAGAUGGUGUCAAGGAGUCCUUCGCCGAAGAAUAAGAGUGGAGAUGAGAGGAAGUCACUGGACCGACAGGCCAGCAAUGACACGAAGCAGUUAACCAAGAUACGGAAACAAAUCUCACUUCUGCAGCACGAGCUGGACUUUAACAAGAAAGAAUUAAAUGAUAAGGCAUUUGAGCUAGCGAAAGCUAAGCUAGACGUGACAGAGCUCCGGAACAAUUUAAGCCAAGCCAACAAGCAGACGUCGGACAAGGAGCUAGACAACGUACAGCUGAGGCAGCACGCUGACAGCUUGCAGCGGGACAUCAUGCAACAUGUCGCGGAGAAGGAACAACUUGCGCUGCGACUGCAAGCUGUGGAGGACAGGAUGCGAGAAGAGUCAAACGUAGGCGAGUUGAAGAAUAAACUUCGUCAGAAAGUGGAGAGAUGUCAGGAACUGGAAGUGGAACUAGAAAACUUAAGGGAACUUGUGGACAGGCUCCGUAUUUCCCCCGGUAGAGAGGUCCCUCAGUCGUCAGACCGUGCCCUGGCAGUCCGCUCCCCGACCGCGGAACUGGAGCGCGCCCUCAGGGACCAACUCGACUACUCACAUACGUUGGACGAAGAUAUCAUGGAACAGAUCCUAUCAGCUAGCAGUGACGAAAGAGAAGACAUACCUCGUCUAGCUUUAAAUACUUCCAAAUCAUCAAGCUCAAUUCACUCGUCGUCAUCAGACCGGCUCAAUAGACUGCGGACUGAGAAUGACAAGCUAACGAUGCAGGUCAACAACCUCGAGGCCAGGCUCAAGGAUAAGGACGCAUUGAUUGCUGAACUUAACAGGGUCCGCGACAAGUUGGUGCAGGACUGGCAGACGUGCAAGCUGCGCUACGACGCCGAGCGGGACAACGCCGGCCGCCUGCAGCUACUGCUGGACGCCCAGCGGGACACCGCGCACUCGCUGCAGAGCCAAGACUCCAACAUGAUCCAGAUCCUCAAGAAGCGUCUCGAAGCAUCGAUGCAGUCUGAGUUAGAACUCCAACAGAGAGAACAAGAGUCCCGCGCCCGCCUCGCGCAGUUACAGAGGCAGGCACUCGACACUACUGACCCGAAACACGCACAGCUGCAACAUGAGAUUGAAAACAACGAGCGGCUAAAAGGCGAGGUAUCCCUGCUGAAGUCCAAGCUAGAAGUGGAGCGCAGUCGUAUGAUGGACGUGCAGGCCAUGCUGGACCACGCCCGGCUGCAGUACGAGCGGGAACUCAACGCUAGGAACGAACACUGCUCGGCUCUGAAGACCGAACUCGCCGAGAUCAAAAGACUGAAACACGACGCAGGCGUCCAGUUAUUGCGUUCCAAGGAGUUAAUCAAUACACAAAGCACGACCAUCGCUGAGCUGGAGAGGAAGCUGGCUUCCUCACAAAACCAUCGACCUGUUGUUGAUGCACUGACUGAAAUCGAAAGCACGAAGUCAGAACUGUCUCGCGAGUUAGCAGCUUUGAAGCGGUGCCUGGCGACCGGCAGCGGCGGCAGCCCGCGCCAGCGCCGCGCCGCCGUAGAUGCGUACACGCAGACUGCGCCCGCGCAGGCCGCGCACGAGCAGACCGCGACAUCUAGCGACGACCGCGACCACGCCAUACGUUACUUGCACGGUCGUUGCCUCCGCUUAGAGAGUUGCCGCAAAGCUCUCGUCUGGCAGAAGCGGUACUUGCAGCGAGUGUUAGCGGGAUACACGGAGUUUGAGAAAAGACUACCCGUGUUAAGAGCGCCUGAAGUUAGCAAGGGAAAGAAGCGUUUCAAAUGUAUAGCGACGGCGGUGGUGAUCGUGGUCCGCAUGGGGUUCCUGGUGCGGCGCCGCCAGCACGUGCGCGCGCUGUCGGCGCACUGCAUACUGCGGGCCCCGCCCCACGCCACGCCCGCACCUAACAGUCAGUACGGCGGCACGUCCCCGCCGGCCCGCGAGCGCGGCCCGCCCGCUAGUGCCCGCGCCGCGCCCGACACGCUCGCACGGAGAGUGCUCAAACAUGAGAUGAGGCUCAACCUGCCCGCCUCGCCUGGACUGGGAGACUUUGUGAGAAGAUCGCCGUACACUCCAAACUCACCACAAAACGACCCAUUCAUCCUAAGUUCUCCUCGCGGCGAGGUCGCGGCCGCGUACCUGAACAAGUUGGAGUUAGUGAGUCGCUGCCUUAACCACGCCAUGGACGCUUCACGCGACGUGCCUUGA